CUGGAGCCCAGAGCCACAGCCUCCCCACCUCUAGCCCGCUCCUGGCCUUUCCCAGAUGCCUCCUACUCUGGGUGGGGCUUGCGUUUGCGGGUGAUGAGCCUGACUUAACUCACUGCAUAAACAGGAGCAGUGCUGGGAAAGCUGGCGUGUCCAUUCCAGGGUUCCUAAGCCUGGAAACUCGGGGUGAAGAGUUUCAGUGCUCAUUUCUACUGCAGUUUGUCUCCAGUCUGUGAAAUACUCCUUCAUGGUCAGGGCAGGGAACCCAAGGGGCGGAGGACCUGUUAACUAACACUAAGGCAAAGCGUUCCCUUCUCUCAGGAAGGCUCUGUGGGCCUUCCAGGCCACCUGCCCUCCUCAAGGACAAGAAAGUAUCUAAGGAAAGUCUAGCUAAUGGCCGACCAUUAAUGAUGACCUACAGAUGAGUCAUUGUGGUUUGGGACCAUUUUUCCUGUUGCCUUAUUCACAGAAGCUCUGUGGCUAAGCCAGCCUCUGGUCGGCUAUAUUAAAAUUGACUUGUUAGUGUGCACCUCUCGCCUUUCUAUAGGUAGAACCUUUGUGACCAAAUUGCAGAAAAGCAUGUAGCAUUCUAAUUGGCUUUGGCAAAAAAAUUCACAAUACCACCGUGGUGUGUGGUCCUCCGAAGGGCCACAGUACGGAACAGAUGUGUGUGUGGUAUUAACACUGAGGGGGGAGCAGUUGGGGCAGAGUCUAAAAAGGCUGCAGAGGAGGGUGAUAGGGAAAUAGGGUGGAGAAACGCGGAGGUUAGGGUUGCAGGGACGGUGCCGGAGGGAGGCUGUGCGUGCAGUCCCCGUGAGUGCUGCAGAGAGGGCUGUCCUCACGUAAGCAUGUCCCCACUGUUCAGUGGCCUGCGUGGGUACCUGUCUGGAAGUAAGCUCUCAGUAAGUCGGCAUUUGUGGGCCAAUGAACGCAUGGUCCCUGAAAUACUCUUCUCUACCUUCCUGUUUCCUUGCUUUCUCUCCCUUCCGGUCCUUCUUCACCUGUUCUCUUCUGAGUCUCAUUUUUCCUUCUUCGUCCAUCGCCACUGGGCAGGCAUCUCCAGACCCGUUAAGUAUAUUAAUGAGUUCCUGGCACCAGCUUUGUGCACUCAGAAAUUGAACGUCGUGGAACAGGAGAAGAUUGACAAACUGAUGAUCGAGAUGGAUGGAACAGAAAAUAAAUCUAAGUUUGGUGCAAAUGCCAUUCUUGGGGUAUCCCUCGCUGUCUGCAAAGCCGGUGCUGUUGAGAAGGGGGUGCCCCUGUACCGCCACAUCGCUGACUUGGCUGGCAACUCCGAAGUCAUCCUGCCAGUCCCGGCUUUCAACGUCAUCAAUGGCGGUUCUCACGCUGGGAACAAGCUGGCCAUGCAGGAGUUCAUGAUCCUCCCCGUCGGCGCGGCAAACUUCGGGGAAGCCAUGCGCAUCGGAGCAGAGGUUUACCACAACCUGAAGAACGUCAUCAAGGAGAAAUACGGGAAAGAUGCCACCAAUGUCGGGGACGAAGGCGGGUUUGCUCCCAACAUCCUGGAGAAUAAAGAAGCCCUGGAGCUGCUGAAGAACGCGAUCGGGAAAGCGGGCUACACCGAUAAGGUGGUCAUCGGCAUGGACGUGGCCGCCUCCGAGUUCUUCCGGUCUGGGAAGUAUGACCUGGACUUCAAGUCUCCCGACGACCCCAGCAGGUACAUCACACCUGACCAGCUGGCCGACCUGUACAAGUCCUUCGUCAGGGACUACCCAGUGGUGUCUAUUGAAGAUCCCUUUGACCAGGACGACUGGGCAGCUUGGCAGAAGUUCACGGCCAGCGCAGGAAUCCAGGUGGUGGGGGACGAUCUCACAGUGACCAACCCGAAGCGGAUUGCCAAGGCCGUGAGUGAGAAAUCGUGCAACUGCCUCCUGCUCAAAGUGAACCAGAUCGGCUCCGUCACCGAGUCCCUUCAGGCGUGCAAGCUGGCCCAGUCCAAUGGGUGGGGCGUCAUGGUGUCUCAUCGUUCUGGGGAGACUGAAGACACCUUCAUUGCUGACCUGGUGGUGGGGCUCUGCACCGGGCAGAUCAAGACUGGUGCACCUUGCCGAUCUGAGCGCUUGGCCAAGUACAACCAGCUCCUCAGAAUCGAAGAGGAACUGGGCAGCAAGGCCAAGUUUGCUGGCAGGAGCUUCAGAAACCCCCUGGCCAAGUAAGCUGUGGGCAGGUGCACCCCCAAACCAUCAUCACUUGUCAGCUAAUUAGACCCCGCCCCUGGUAUCAGCUUGGGCAGCUCAAGGCCCCCCGACCAGCACUUGCAGGGGCCUCUGGUAGUUACCUCCCCUCGCCCACUGCUGUGGUGUUCUCGCUGCUUCCUUAGAGCUUCUGCAGAAGCCAAGCUUGACCACCUGGAACCCUGUUAGAAACCCUAGCUCUGUAAUAAUGUAAUUGGCCCAAAUCAUUGUUUUUCACCUCACUUUCCACCAAGCGUCUGGAGUCAAUGUAUACCAGCAGUGUAAUCUCCAAGGUGGCCACAGGCAAGAUCCCUAGUGGUUUUGUGCAAAAUAAAAAGCCUCCGCAACCCAUGAGAA
Molecule: messenger RNA, 2549 nt
Organism: Lemur catta (Ring-tailed lemur)
Lineage: Eukaryota; Metazoa; Chordata; Mammalia; Primates; Lemuridae
Gene: ENO1
Product: enolase 1
Exons: 9
Coding region: 846-2174 (442 amino acids)
Biological process (GO): glycolytic process
Cellular component (GO): phosphopyruvate hydratase complex
Molecular function (GO): magnesium ion binding; phosphopyruvate hydratase activity
Source: RefSeq, a predicted model, not a curated record